AUUAUGUCUGGCAGAGGGAAAGGAGCCAAAGGUCUGGGGAAAGGCGGAGCGAAGCGGCACCGCAAAGUGCUUCGCGAUAACAUCCAGGGCAUCACCAAACCGGCCAUCCGCCGCCUGGCUCGCCGUGGCGGUGUCAAGCGCAUUUCGGGCCUGAUCUACGAGGAGACCCGCGGGGUGCUGAAGGUUUUCCUGGAGAAUGUGAUCAGGGAUGCGGUCACCUACACCGAGCACGCCAAGCGGAAGACGGUCACCGCCAUGGAUGUGGUGUACGCUCUGAAACGCCAGGGCCGCACUCUCUACGGAUUCGGCGGCUGAACAAAUCUACUUGAUUCUAUAACAAAACCCAACUCCCUGACCUUCCAGAGACCCCUGACUGGCCCUGUUCCCCAAUUGCCCU
This is a messenger RNA of Carcharodon carcharias (great white shark), 397 nucleotides long. Its product is annotated as histone H4-like. Lineage: Eukaryota; Metazoa; Chordata; Chondrichthyes; Lamniformes; Lamnidae. Gene Ontology annotation, cellular component: nucleosome. The record is from RefSeq and is a predicted model, not a curated record. The coding region runs from base 4 to 315 and encodes 103 amino acids. Gene Ontology annotation, biological process: nucleosome assembly. The transcript has a single exon. Gene Ontology annotation, molecular function: DNA binding; structural constituent of chromatin; protein heterodimerization activity.